This is a messenger RNA of Caenorhabditis sp. 36 PRJEB53466, 8035 nucleotides long. The record is from the annotation of a GenBank genome assembly. Lineage: Eukaryota; Metazoa; Nematoda; Chromadorea; Rhabditida; Rhabditidae.
AUGGCAAGUUUUAUGGGUUCGCUACAGUGAGUGACACUUGUUCACGAAAAAGAUAAUAGUUGAAGCGUUGCAGAAAAGUAGGCGAAAUGCUGGUCGAUCCAAAUAAUGCGCUGUGAGUUUGAGCUUUGAAAAAAAAAGCGUUCUUGAAUAAUCUUUUAAACAGAACCAAAUUUCUUCAACCCACUUCCGAAGAGCAGGCGUUGAUUAGUGAGGGAAAUUGUCGAUCUUGUGAGCAUUUUUCAAUAUUGUCAAUGUAUCUCAACUGUAUGUAGAGAUAUCAAAAAGUCGUCAAGUGAUAAAAUGUACAAAAUGUUUUGAUGAACAAUUUAUUAGUUGACAACUUUUUGCUAUCUCUACUCGUUGCUGAGAUAUACUUGCUUGAAUAUAUGGUAUUGCGAUGCCGUUCGAUUGCCGGUGGUACUUGUAGUUUUUAGCGUCAAAAGUUACAAAUUAUUUCUAAAAUUCUAUUAAUGAUUUCAUCUAGAGCCUCAAAGCACUAUCGUUCUUCUUAUUUUCACUGAUAAAUGCUAUGAAUUUUUGUUUCUCGUCGCCCUAGUGAAUACUGGUCAGAUACAAGGCCAUAACUCAAGAACGACAAACUUUAGAAUAAAAUUGUCAACUAGAAAGUUGUAGAGCACAAAAUUUGCAACAAUUUUCAUGUUGACCACUUUUCGAAAAAAUCAUUCAGUCUCAAGAUAUAUGCGCCCAAAGACACUGUACCUUCAUACUUUUCUUCCAGACGCCUACGAUCCGGAUACAUUUUGCAAAAGCAAGCGUGAGUUUUCCGCCCAAUAUUUCAACAAUUAAUGCUUUGAUUUGUUCAGCAAACUGCACUCUACCGGCAAAAUUCGACGAAUGUUGCACAGGAAAGAAGAUGUGUCCGGUGGCCGUGUACAUGCCGUACGCCUACAUCGCCGGCCCCAUCCUUUUGACUCUUCUCUUCUUGAUCGUCGUCGCGAUUUUGGUUUGGCGCCGAAAAAAGAUGAGGAAGGCGUCUGGAAGUAAUUGAUCCUUCAUCAAAACCAAAACCUACUUGUUCAUAAAGUUUCACCCGUUCUCGUGUACACUUUUGUUUGCGAAAUCUCAUAAAAUGAGAGAGGAAGGAAGGAACGAUGACGCAAGAAAAGGAAUAAUGAGCCGUGACAAACUGGCCACGAUUUUCACUCGUUUUUCUGGGUCAAAUUGGCGCGAAGCUGAUCAGUUUCGGUUUCGAAACACUGCGCCCCUUCCCCAACUUUCAGCAACGUUUUGUGGGGGCAUAGAGCUGCAGGUGCGUCUUGAAAAGUAUUUCACUGUGAUGGGCACGUCUUGUAGUACAUUUUUGUAGUUGACCACUUUUUUCUAGGACCACUUGCAAAAGAACUGUAGCUCUUGGAAGUUUGACGCUAAACCGUCUACGCUUUUAUGUAGUUCAAACUUUGAAGAGCUACAGUAGUCCUAGAAGUGGUGGGAUCGAAAAGUUGUCAACUACAAAAAUGUUGUACUAGACAUGUAAUUUUAAUUUGUAGUUGACAUGAUUUUUGUACAACCAAUUCUAAAAGUACUAUAGCUCUUGAAAGUUGCGGCUACGCUUUUGCGUUCGCGUUUCAAUGCCAACUUCCCAGCGCUACAGUACUCCAGGGAGUGGCGGCACAAAAAAGUGGUCAACUACAAAAGUGUCCUACUAGACGUCAAGAUUCACCUCAAAACGUUUCCAGGCCCAUAGCACAUCGCGAGAAGCUACAGUAGCCGCUCAAAGUGUCGAGUGAAACGCGUUCGUGACCGUUCCACCACCAUCUCCCCGUAAUCCUGUCAAUUUUCACUCAUCUUGAUUUUUACUUUUCGGCCACACACUCAAAAACUCAUCCGUCCGUCUUCUCGAUGCGUAUCAAAUCCGAUAAGCCGGUCCGAUUAGUGCACCGUCCAUUUCACCUUUUCCAGCACUUUUUGUCACUUUUUCCUCCUCGAGACUGUGUCACUUUCUCUCUCUUUCUCUCUUUCUCUCUCUUUCUCUCUCUCUCUUUCUCUCUCUUUCUCUUUCUUUCUCCCCGUCCGCCGACGCCUUCGAGGUCAUCCCGGGAAAUGCAAAAAAGUGGGCGGAGUCGGAGAAAAGGGGGGGAGAAGCCAUCCCGAAACGAUCAUCCUCUCGUUUCCCCCCACCACCACCAAGAUAUUAUUGUUCUUCUUCUUCGCCAACGCGUUUUUUUUUGUUGUUAUUGUUGUUCUCCACAACUUUCAGAUUUCCAUCACAAAAACCAUGACAUUUCGGUCGUGGUGCGCGCUUGUUUGCAUCGUUUUACUCGAAAACGUUGACGGUCAGGCUGCUGCACAACAACCACAACAAUUGCAAGUUUGUCUGAGAGGUCGGUUACAGUAAUCCUGACCAUCGUUCCUUGACUGCUUUCGAAUAUUGUCCGUUUUUUGUUUGAACCAAACUCCAGAAUGUUGUUUCAUGUUUAAACGAAACAGCUACUGGACAAAUAUUUGUAUAUUAUCCAUGUCCUUAGCCCCAAAAACGGCGGGUCGUGAACAGCCGUGCAUAAUAAUAACAAGUAAGUACAGGACGGACGGUCGGUCACCGAUCACUUUCACUUUUCGCUAAUUUUGUGGUAGCGGCGCGAGGGUUUCGUCCGUUUUAUUAUAAACUUGAUGGUCGGCUUGCUUGGUAUUCCGCGGGGGCGAGAAUCGGGUCAGCGAGGCUAUAAGAAGGAGCGAACAAGUGAGGGAAAAGGGUGAUAAUGAUAGAAGUGGGGCAGUGGCUGAACGUCAAAUUCCAAGAGCUACAGUACUUCUAGACGUGGCUGUACAAAAAAGUUGUCAACUGCAAAAUGAAAGAACAUGUCUUGCACUACAUUUUUGUAUUUGACACCUUUUUUCUAUAGCCACUCCCUGGGCUACUGUAGCGCUUGGAAGUAGGCGUUGAAAUGAACAUUGCGUUAAUCGGCCUCAACUUGCAUGAACUACAGUACUCCUAGGAGUGGGUGUACAACAAAGUUGUCAACUAGAAAAAUGUAGUGCUAAACUUGAACUUUUACUUUGUAGUUGACAACUUUUUGGUACAACAACUCCUUGGACCACUGUGGUCCUGGAAAACCGGCCCACACAAACGUGAACCCGAUUAUCGUGAAUCUUGACAAGCGUUCGGCUAACCCCGCUAACUAGCCAAUAUCUGCGUUCCAUUCAAACGAAUUCGCAUCAAUCACAAAGCGCCCGCUAUUAUCCGACCGCCACUUUUUGCUUAUCGCCCCCACACAUUGUCCGAUUAUUAUUAUGAUGCCACAAGAAACGGGAUUCGGGGCGGGCGGGUGUUGCAAUCAAGAUUCGCUGGCUUUUACGCAUAAUGCUCGUGUUGUUUUUCUGCUGCUGGCUGCUGCUGGCUGCCCAACACUUUUGGAAUUCGGAAUGAAACAGGAAGAAGUGAGGAGGGCGGCUAAUCGCGGAUUAGCAUCCAUUUCAUUUCGAUUGUAAGGACUUCCUGCUGUGCCGCCCGGCCAAACGAAUACUUUCGCCAGUUUACGCGCCAGCAGAUUUGGCAAUGAACUUUCGAAAAUUGGGACCACCUCAAGUUUUUGUCGCUUGAAAGUCAGAGUUGAGCGGAAGAACUCACGGAAGAAUUUUUAUCUUUUUUUGGAAAUUUUUUCAUGGAAUGUGAUCAACUGACGAAAUGUAGAGCAAAGUGAAUUGUGCGCAUAGAAAAAUAAUUGUAAAUUUAGCGUCUUACAGAAAAAAGUUAUUCGAGUUGUUCCGUGAAAAAAAGGGGGCAAACGGAACAACUCGAAUAUAACUUUUUUGUAUGAAAAGCUAAAUUUACAAUUAUUUUUCUAUGAGCACAGUUCACUUUGCUCUACAUUUCGUCAGUUGAUCACAUUUCAGGAAAAAAUUUUCUAAAAAAGAUAAAAAUUCUUCCGUGUUCUUCCGUUGAGCUCUUCCGCUCAACUCUAGCGAGUAUCACACAAAGUGGAGAUGUCUUGACGUUCUGAAAAUUUUUGAGCGACAACUUUACAUCUAGUACUUUCAUUUUGUAAUUGACACUUUUUCUGUACAAUCACUUCUAGGAGUACUGUAGCGCUGCGCAGUUGGCCCUGAAACGUCUACACUUUUGUGGUAGUGCUAUGUUCCAACAGCUACAGUACUCCAGGGAGCAAGUGUACAAAAAAGUUGUCAACUACAAAAAUGUAGUACUCGACGUGCACUUUUAUUUUGUAGUUGACAACUUUUUUCUACAACUCCUCCCUGGGGUACUGUAACUCAUGCAAGUUGAGGCUAAUUGAAACAGUGGACGUUUUAGCGCUACAGUACGCCAGGAAAUAAUGGUGCAAAAAAGUUGUCAAUUACAAAAAUACAGUACUAGACGUGAAGAUUUCACUCGACAAAUAUCAUGACAGUAUAAAAUUUUCUGGGGGUACAGUACUCAUUCAAAGUACGGUUAUUAAUCCGCUAUUGUAGACUUCUCGAAUAUUCAGACAUCGAGGAGGACAUUUGUCCGCAACGAGAGGGCUACGAUGCGGAAUGCGACGCGCGUUGCGGUCAGUUGUACCCGAUGCGGAUCGGCAGUGGAUGCAGGACCCGACAGACCGGUCAGUCGGUUUCCAGACUACCGUACCCCUACCGUACCCCUACCGUACCCCUUUCAGGCCAACUAUUGUCGUUUUUCGGCAUUCGUUCGUUCGUCUGCACGUGUCAUUUGGCUCCGAUCGCGUGCGCAAAUCCUCAGUUCGCCGUGCAUCCCUACCACACUCUUGUCGUUCAGCAACACUCGCUUCUCGCUGUGAUUCCGCCGACGGUUGUCCCGUGUGAUAGUCCUACGGUAGGUACAGUAAUCCCCCAACGCGCUACUGUACCUUCAACUUUUCAGCCUCCUUCGCUUUCGUGCCGCGACUCGUCGACGUGCGGUUGGCAGUUUUCGCGCGAGUUCGAAUGGUACACGGGCCGGCCGAACGGUCUGGCGGCCCGUCCGCGCGAAUCCCCCGGUCAGUCCCCCCUCCCCGUGACGUCGCCCGUGACGAUGCACCAUUGCAGACGGCGAUUUUGUGGCGGGAACGAGUCAGCACGGCGCGACGUGGGCCACAAUUUCCACGUGCGACGCGAUUUGCUCGACGAGCUCCGUCAAUCUGAGCGCGCGAGUGUGGAGACCGCCGACGGUCAUUGUCGAGUUGUGCUUCAAGUUGGUAAAACGGGUCACUGUGUGCAUUUUUGCGCGUCGGUGUUGCUCUGCGUACAGUGCAUUUUAUGUUACGCGCAAAGUGCAUUUUUUUAGUUGUUGAUGAAUUUUCUCCAAAUAUUCAUCUCUUUUAAGCGUUUUUCUCCACUUUCUACCUCAAUUCAACCUUUUUACAGAUUACAGGUGAAGUAAUACGCGAAGAGAAGUCGAUGCGAUGAAAAGAAACGCGUAAGUAAAUGAAAGUCAGAUUUUAUUCAGAAAAUGCACGAUUUCUCGAAAAACGUGACUAGAUUUUCUAAUCUUUUGGUUAAAAAACUUUAAUUCCAUUUCUGAGAAUGUUUUCGAACCAAAAAGAAGUAGAGUGACGGCUCGCUUUCGCGGAAAAAUCGAUAGUUUGCCGGAAGACAGUGAAAUUUCGUUGAAAAACUUUUUUUUUGCUUCUACGAACUGUCACCUUACUUUUUUUUGGUUCGAAAACAUUCACAGUCAUGUAAGUAAACUAUUUAAACAAAAAAAUUGGAAAAUCUAGAGACGGUUUUUGCGAAAAAAUUUUUUUUCAACGAAAUGUCACUGUUUUCCGGCAAAAGACCAAUUUUUACGCGAAAGCGAGCUGCCACUCUACUUUUUUUUGAUUCGAAGACAUUCACAGUCAUGUUAGUGAACUUUUUAAAUCAAAAGAUUAGAAGAUCUAGAGACGUUUUUCGAAAAAUUGUGCAUUUUCUGAAUAAAACAUUACUUCCAUUUACUUACGCGUUUCUUUUCAUCGCAUCGACUUCUUUUCGCGUAUUACUUCAUCUGGAAUCUGUAAAAAGGUCUAAUUGAGGUAGAAAGCAAAGAAAAACGCUUUAAUUUUCAUCAACAACUAAAAAAAUGCACUGUACGCAGAGCAACACCGACGCGCAAAAAUUCAUACCAUUUGGCUGCGUAUGUUGCGAAAGCCGCUCCGUGGCGGGUGGCCUAACUUUUCGCGUGUGUGGAUUUCUAGGCCACACGCUUUUGGUGCCUAGAACUCUCUUCGCCGUUUUGCAGAGAAAAAGAGACGACAAUGUGCGCGCCGGUGCACGCGUCGAACGGUCAUUUGAUCCGCGAAAUCAUACCGGAAACCGCCUACUUUCAGGUAAUUUUAAGUAUUUUUGCACUUUGAGCCCUUCUCUUCAGAUGAUGCUCCGUUUCUCGAACGUCACCGCCGGCGAGAUGAUCCUUCUCGACGAUCUGACGCUCGACUAUGAGCCGUGUCACAAAAAAUUGAGAAUGCAUUUGCAUUCGGUAGGCGCGCGUUUUAUCAAGUUUCAAAAAACAAAAAAAAUUGCAGACAAACAAUAGCACUCCACUGCCGAUCAAUCCGAUCAAUAAGGGCGAUCCGGCGAUGGUCCGGCAUCGAAUGUGCCAGAAUGGUGAGGCUCUUUUUUUGGGAUUUCGGCAUUCUCGGCCAUCGAAACUCUUCCAGGCGAGUGCUCGGCCGCCGCAUUCCACUCGUCGACCGCGAAAAUGUGCGUCGGACGGCCCGGCAUGGCAUACUGUCGACAAAAGUGCAAAGCUCUCGACGCUUCCGAGUAUUUUGGCGAAUCACCGUACCCGCCUCCGCUUACCCUACCGUUUUCAGAUCGUCGGCGCGGUGUUUGAGGCAAAAAGAGAGUCCGUCGAGCAAAAAGUGUGUUUGCCACGUGAGACGGUCCCCGGUUCGGCGGAUUGACGGAGGAGUGACCGAAGGCGCCGCGAAUACCGUGUCCAGAGAAGUCGAGAUGAAUCGGGUGCUCGCGGAUGACGUCACCGCUAUGGUUCGUUGAACAUUAAAUGGUCCGUGCUCCAAAACAAAAGUGUUGCAGACGAAUGCGCCCUCGCUGACCACUCUGAUGCAACAAGAAAUCACGGCGACCACUCCGAGCGCCGCGACAACGAUUCUGAUGAAUAUGGACGAAGAUGUGCACGAAAUAACGUCUACACCCGCACAAAAUCUGCUCAUUUUGGAGCGUCGCCAUCCGAAAUUAAAGUGCGAGGAGACGAAUUGCAAUUUCGAGAAGGACACAAAGUGCGGAUGGGCGGAUCUUCGCAUGCUCAGCCGACACUUUAACAAUAUCAGUGUGGCGAUGAAGAAGGGAGACGGUAAGCGCACGCGCGUCUACACAACAUCCCUUGAAUUGAAUUGCGUUGCAGAAAACCGGUACGGAAUCUCGCGGCUCGAGCCCAAAUCCUACUCGGGAUUGUUGUACAAGGCGCCGCUGAUCGGUCCGAUUUCGAUGUCGAUCGACGUUUUUCCGUCGCACGAGAUCGACGUGCGGAUUUGUGUGCAGAAUUUGCGAAAAUGUCAGACGCAGACGAUCGCGCCGCGCUCCUGGAAUCGUAUUUCGGCACGGAUCAAGGUGCAGAGCACCGAAAAGGUCGGUGGCCUUUUUUUUUCACGUGAUUUUGUCUUGUUCUACAAUAUCUUUUGAUUAUUUCUCUGGCCAGCACCCCGUAAAGUGUGAACUAAACAAGUGGCUGGCAGAAGAACUCAACGGAAGAAUUUUUAUCUUUUUUUGGAAAUUUUUUCAUGAAAUGUGAUCAACUGACAAAAUGUACAGCAAAGUGAACUCUGCGCAUAGAAAAAUAAUUGGAAAUUUAGCUUUUCAUACAAAAAAGUUAUUCGAGUUGUUCCGUGAAAAAAGGGGGCUAACGGAACAACUCGAAUAACUUUUUUGUAUGAAACGCUAAAUUUACAAUUAUUUUUCUAUGAGCACAGUUCACUUUGCUCUACAUUUCGUCAGUUGAUCACAUUCCAUGAAAAAAUUUUCUAAAAAAGAUAAAAAUUGACCCUAUCUUUAAUUUCAGAUUUUCGUCCUUUUCUACAACAACGCCACCGAGACCAAAUCCAUCGCGAUCGACAAUAUUCUCGUGAAGAACGGCGCUUGCAUUUAG